Molecule: messenger RNA, 2426 nt
Organism: Pectinophora gossypiella (pink bollworm)
Lineage: Eukaryota; Metazoa; Arthropoda; Insecta; Lepidoptera; Gelechiidae
Gene: car
Product: vacuolar protein sorting-associated protein 33A
Exons: 11
Coding region: 93-1919 (608 amino acids)
Biological process (GO): vesicle-mediated transport; intracellular protein transport
Cellular component (GO): CORVET complex; lysosome
Source: RefSeq, a predicted model, not a curated record
CCGAAUCGUGUGAUUAUUAUAUUGUCUAGUGAUUUAGCAAGGAAAACUCACUAUAAUUCGUGUUUUUUUUUUGUAAAGUUACUAUCAUAAUCAUGAAAGAAACUAAAAUGAGCACCCACCUUAGCGGUGGUAGGCUUAAUGUGGCGCUGGUGCAAGAGACUAUGAGGAAAGAACUCUUAAACCUUCUCCAGCUUUGUGAAGGGCCAAAAGUAACAAUAUGGGAUGACUGGCUAGCAGGCCCAGUGGGUCUUGUGGCACAGUAUGCUCUUCUCAAAGAGCAUGAAGUGACAGACAUGUUUCCCCUCCGGCCUGGCAACCUACCAUCAAUAUCCGUCAAACAUAUAGUCUUCAUUGCACGACCCAAACUUGUGUUGAUGGAUUUGGUUGCUGAUUACAUACUGUCUUUGAGAUCUAAACAAAGUAUACCAGUGGAGUUCCACCUGUUCUUCGUGCCGCGCAAGAGCGAGCUGUGUGAGAAGCACCUCAACAACCGCGGGGUGCUCGGCAACCUCUCCAUACAGGAGUUCAAAUGUGACAUCUUCCCAUUUGACAGCGACGUUAUGUCGUUAGAACUGCAGAAUGAUUUUAGAGAAAACUACCUGGAAGGCGACCCGACGUGUAUAUACAACUCUGCGCAGGCGCUGCGGACCAUCCAGCAACUGUACGGUAUCAUACCACGCGUUUUCGGAAAGGGAAUGGCUGCCAAACAGGUAUGGGACCUACUCUGCCGUCUAAACAAGGAGGAGCAGGGUAUGGGCCCCAAGGGCUCGCAGACCUCCUGCAUAGACCACUUGCUGCUGCUAGACCGCGCUAUAGACUUCACCAGCGUUAUGUCCACGCAACUCACCUACGAAGGACUUAUCGACGAACUGUUCGGCAUAAAGAACUCGACGGCGACGUUUCCCGGCCACAAGUUCGUCAGCCCGGACGAGCCGAGUCCCGAGGCGGCCGCGCGCGAAAAGCGACGUAUCAUACUCAACUCUGGCGAGGAGUUGUUUCAAGAACUUCGAGACUGCAAUACCACUGCUGUGGGCGCAGCGCUAUCAAAGAAGGCGCGUGUGAUCAAGACGCAGCUGGACGAACGCCACAACGACAAGUCGGUGCAGGAGAUCAAGCAGUUCGUGUCCCGCCUGCCGCAGAUGUUGGCCAACAAGCAGUCAUUGGCUACACACACCGCCAUCGCGGAGUAUAUCAAGGAGGCUACAGAUUGCUUCGAGUUCCACGACACGAUACAAUGCGAAGAAGACUUCCUGAACUGUAUCGACAAUGAGAAGACAUCGCCCUUCAUAGAGGACUUAAUCGCGCAGAAAGCACCGCUCACAAAGAUCCUUCGUCUGAUCUGCUUGCAAUGCGUGACGGGAUCGGGGCUCAAGCCGAAGGUACUGGAACACUACAAGCGGGAGCUGGUACAAGUAUACGGUCUGAAGACCUGGCUUACAUUGUGCAACCUGGAGAAAUGCGGGCUGCUGAAGCCACAGGCGGGGAUGCGGCAGUACGCUGUGCUAAGGAAGGCUCUGCACCUGACGAUGGACGAUUCGGAGCUGGAGGCGCGCGAAAAGAGCUACCUGUCAUCCAAAUACACGCCGCUCAGCGUGCGGCUCGCCGAGCACAUCGCAAGAAACAAAGCCUGGUCCGGUGUCCAAGACGUCUUAGGCCUCUUGCCAGGGCCGACGGUCGACGAGCUCCAGACCCUCCAGCCGCGCAUGGCCCGCCGCAACUCAAUAUCAAGCGACAACUCCUCCUCACUCGAGACGCCCAGGGUUGUCCUGGUCUUCUUCAUCGGGGGAUGCACCUAUCACGAAAUCUCAGCUCUUAGGACCAUUAGUCAGCAAGAAGAUUCUAAUGUGGAAUUCGUAAUAUUGACCACUAAAUUAGUCAAUGGAAACACUUUUAUUGAGAGUUUGAUGGAGACUGAAUGAGGUAGACUUCUGUAUUGAAUAGGGCUGUUUUUAUGUGGCAAUGCAUUGUUUUCUUUUUGUAUGUUUUAUAUUCUAGACUAUAAAGUAGACAAUUUUGUAAAAUUGAAGAAAACUUUACAUAAUAUAGUCUAUGGUCUUCAUAAACAAUGUAAGCCAAGAUACAAAACUUACAAAUAAAAUCAAAUAGGCAUUGCAGUAAACUGAUAAAGAUGCUUUUUUCCCACAUCUAUAAGUAUUAAUUUGCUUAGGGGGGUUAAAAAGGCCACAUCCAAGCAAUUCAUCUAAAAAAGCAGUUUGACAUUUGUGCUUGUGCAUAUAAAAAUAAGUGCGCAAUGCACACAAAUAUCAAUUUUUUAGAUGAAUUGCUUGGAUGUGGCAUUUUUAACCCCCUAGGAAAGCAAAACAUAUGUACUAUGUCAUUCUUAUAUUUAGAGUUUACAAUAAGACACCAAAGUGUAAUAAAAAUAAAUUGUUUAUAAAUUAUAUUGUAUAUUAUGCAAGUUGAAU